Radiomyces spectabilis is the source of this 1490-nucleotide messenger RNA. RefSeq lists its product as uncharacterized. The record is from RefSeq and is a predicted model, not a curated record. The transcript is spliced from 9 exons. Bases 121 to 1482 code for a protein of 453 amino acids. NCBI's taxonomy places the organism in Eukaryota, Fungi, Mucoromycota, Mucoromycetes, Mucorales, Radiomycetaceae.
CGCAAUCUUGAUAGUAUACGCGUAUAUCUACGAGGGAUUAGACCAGAGCUUUGAUUUUUCACACUGUUGCAUGUGCCCUUUUAAACUGUAUACCUACCUUGCUUCUGUAUUAACCUUAUCAUGUCUACAAAGGAAGCACCUGUCAAUGCUGGUCACGCUUAUGCCAAUGCGGCAGAAGAAUAUGAAGACAGGGAGAAUUGGACACAAGCCAUAGAAGCCCAUCAACAUGCAGCAGAACAAUUCCAAAAAGCAAUUGACGACACCCAAGAUCCAGAAGCACGAAAAACCUUGCAAUUACUUACAGCCAACCACACCCGCAAAAUCAAGGACAUUCAACGCCGAAUACAAUUCAAGCGGCAAAUGGAACGAACAUCCCCUCCGCCUCCUGUGCAUGCGGUGGGAAAUACCGGCUAUAAAAUGACCAAUGCUUAUUCUGAUAUGAACGGAUUACGGAACGCUUUACCCGAUGGUAAGCUCUUUGCUUCUAGUAAGCAGCAAUUAAUGGCCUCACUUAGUGUGAUGGGAGGAUCCUACGCCGUGCUUUCCACUGAUGAUCAAGACGAUUCUGAUCCGUUUGAGAAAUUUUGGGAGGUGAUUUUGCGCAUGUUGGGCGGCAAAUCGAAUCCCGUCGCUUUCACGUCGGCUCCCAUCGAUGAUGACGAUAUUCCAACCCCUCUUUCCAAAGCGGAAGACGACGGUUCCAACUGCGACGCCAAUGGCGAUGACGACUUGCUACAUCAACACAUGCUCGAUUCCUAUUACGUUAUUCCUGUUGAUGAUAAUGACGGUUCCGACACUCGGCCAUCGGGAAAAAACAAGAGUCAACUCGACACACAAAAACCGGCCAAUGCAAAUACAUCGAGCCACGAAUGCCGAACGCUGGAAGAAUACGCGGCGGAAAACGGGCGAUUAAAAGCCAAGAUUGACCAAUUGACGCGGCGAAUACAACGCUUGGAAAAAACGGAAGCUGAAAGCAAUAUGUUGAAAAGCAGUUUUAUUCAGUUUCGAAACGAUGUUCAGAAACAAGCCCAGCGGAUCAUGCAAACCCAAGAUGCCAACUUGCGAUCCUCCUCCGCCAUCUCACUCGCCGCCAGCACCAACGCUCGUUUCCCGCCGUCCAUGAUGGCCAACAACAUGAUCCAUUCUGAUCUAGUAUUCCGUAUUAAAGAGUUGGAGGAAGAGAAUCGUCAGCUCAAAGCCCGGAAUGAAAAGCAGGAAGGACUAAUGAAGAAAUAUCGCGAACGAUGGGAAAAACUAAAAGAGAGUGCAAAAAAACGAAGGCAGCCGCUAUCGGAAGAGGCUGCUACGGCUGCUACCAGCAGCACUUCUUCAUCUUCGGAUGCUUCAGGAAGCAAGCCUCCAACACUGCUAAGAACCCUGGCGCAACAACAACAGCCGCCGACUUCAUCCUUACAACUGUCAUCGACUAAUCAUUCUCAUCGGUCGAAUGUAAAUAUGCUUGGCAGUGGAAGGAAAUCUUGAAAGACGGA